AAUUCAGUUCUUCACACCCCACAACCCUCAACUCACUCUCAUUCCCAUUUCCUACACCAAUUCCCUCUCUCCUUUCUAUAGCCAAAAAGAGAAAUGGGUGUCACUACUUUCACCCAAGAAUUCACCACCUCAAUUGCACCCAACAGGAUGUUCAAGGCUUUGAUGCUUGACUCCCACAAUCUCAUCCCUAAGCUUCUCCCUCAAUCCAUCAAGAGCAUUGAGUACAUUCAAGGCGAUGGCGGUGUUGGAAGCAUCAAGCAAACCAACUUCCAUGAAGGGAGUCACAUGAAGUGCUUGAAGCACAAGAUUGAUUCACUUGACAUCGAGAACUAUGCGUGCAAAUAUACUUUGAUUGAAGGCGAUGCCUUGGGUGACAAAUUAGAAUUUCUCUCUUACGAGGUUAAGUUUGAGGCUAUUACUGAUGGCGGAAGUAAGGUGACAAGCACAACAUAUUAUCACGCCAAAGGUGACAUUGAGCUCAAAGUAGAUGAACUAACAGCCGGAAAGGACAAGGCCAUGGGGAUGUUCAAGGUUGUCGAAGAUUACCUGCUUGCAAACCCAGAUGUCUAUGCUUGAACCAAAAUGUGUUACUGUUGAGUUGUUGAGUUGUUUCUUUAUUUUCUAUUCCUAUGCAGUAAUUGAAGGUGUGGAUUUUUUUUUUGUGUUGUUUGAACUGCUACCUUAAGCUUGAGAAUAAGAACUCCACGUUAGUGUGACAUUAUUAAUGUGUGGAGUAUAAAACUGAAAGCAUGUAAAACAAAAAUGAAAACAAGUGUAAUAGUAAAGUUGUGCAAGAAAUGUUUAUUUUCAUAUCUGUUUCGUGGACAAAA
Messenger RNA from Camellia sinensis, 830 nucleotides. The record is from RefSeq and is a predicted model, not a curated record. NCBI's taxonomy places the organism in Eukaryota, Viridiplantae, Streptophyta, Magnoliopsida, Ericales, Theaceae.